Myodes glareolus (Bank vole) is the source of this 1704-nucleotide messenger RNA. RefSeq names its product HUWE1 associated protein modifying stress responses 2 (gene Hapstr2). The record is from RefSeq and is a predicted model, not a curated record. Lineage: Eukaryota; Metazoa; Chordata; Mammalia; Rodentia; Cricetidae.
GAGGUGAAGGAGCUGCAGCCACAGGCAGCCGCGGAGACUGUAGUGGAGGAAGGCGCGCGGCCUGGAGGAAGAGAAGGAUGGAGGAGCAGCAGAAGGACCGUGAGGCCGAGGUCGCCGAGCCUUGGUUUUCUAAGUGGGAGCGCCAGUGCCUUGCUGAGGCGGAGCAGGAAGAGCAGCUGGCCCCCGAGCUGCAGGAGGAGGCGGCUGCUGAUGCGGCGGGGCUCAAGAUCGAGCGGCAGAGGCUCUGGCACCUCUUCCAGAUCUCAGCCACUGCGGUGGCCCAGCUCUACAAAGAUUCCGGGUGCCAACAGCCAGGACUGUCUAUGUGGGACCCCUUCCAGAAUGCGGCCAUGGCCGUGACCAGCCUCUACAAAGAAAGCGGGGAUGCCUACCAGCGAAGUUUUGAGCUGGGCGUCCAGGUUGGCUACCAGCGUCGCGUUAGAGAUGUGCUGGAGUGGGUGAAGAAGGGUAGGAGCAUCAUUCGCAGGGAAGACCUCAUUAGCUUCCUCUGUGGCAAAGUCCCCCCCGCCCCUCCCCCGCCACGCACCUCCAGGAUGUCCCCUAGGCCGCCCGCAGCUGCUUCCAGUCAGGCUGCUGCCACUGAGUCCACCGCACCUGUGGACGUCGACCUGCAGCCCUUCCACGAGGCCAUCGCCCUCCAUGGCCUCAAUGGCGCUAUGGCAAGCAUCAGCAUGCGAUCUGGCACUCCUGGUUCCUCAUCUCAAGAUGGAGGUAUUGCCAGCAGUGGGCGUCGGAAAAGUUGCUUUCUAGAAGAUGAUCCGAACCCCUUGGGCUCAGAAGAACUGGCUCUCCGCCUGGACAGUGGGGGAAUCCGCAAGCGUACCUCGGCCCAGUUUGGUGAUGCCACCAUAGACUCUCCAUCCCACAAGCGCAACCGAAUGGUCUAAACUACCCCCUUGGUUGACCACCAUUCACCACCGUAUUGCUUGACAGUCAACUUGACCAUCAACGUGCUUGUUGAAACCAUACUAGAGACUGCUGAUCUUCCUUCUAAUCUUAAGUUAAAGAUUUAUAUCGUUUACCAUAAAGAAAAUUUAAAAGUAUUCCAGAAGAGGCCUCCUAUGACUCUGACUUUCCCCGAAAUAUAAUUCUAUUACAGAACAUUAGCUAUCACAUAGUUAGCAAAAUCAUUUAAACUUUAAAGCAAACCGUAUCCAGUGAGGGCGGGAGCCUGGUUUAUCUUAUUCAAGUUGUGUUUCAUAGCACCGAGUACAGUUGUUGGUGCUCAAUAAAUGUUUGUUGAAUGAAUAAAUGUAACCUUACUUUAAAUUCUUAAAGGGGAAAUACAUAGAUGUAUAUUUGAUUGUGGAAUAGUUUAUUUGAUAAUGUGGAAUAAUUUUAGCCUUUUAUGUGUAGGUUGUUUGCUUUGAUAAUCAUUGCUAAUUCAUUUACAUUGUAACUUUGUACCAAAAUGUAUGUUUGUUUCUUUGGUUUGGUUUGGUUUUUCGAAACAGGCUUUUUGGCUGUCCUGGAACUAUUGCUGUAGAUCAGGAUGGCCUUGAACUCACAGAAAUCUGCCUGCUUCUGCCACCAGAGUGCUGGGAUUGAAGGUGUGCGACACUACCGCCUGGAUCAUUGUACCAAAAAUGUAAGAUUAGACAUACUUGUGAAAUCUGGAGUUGUCUGGUUUUAACCGUACUGUACCAUGCACCCAAUUUCUAGAAAGAAAUCAUGGAAAUAAUA